This is a messenger RNA of Danaus chrysippus (African queen), 2784 nucleotides long. The record is from the annotation of a GenBank genome assembly. NCBI's taxonomy places the organism in Eukaryota, Metazoa, Arthropoda, Insecta, Lepidoptera, Nymphalidae.
AUGCUGCCUGCGCUGGUGCCGCUGGUGCUGCUAGCGCUGGCCCCAGCCGGGCCCGCCGCAGCACGUCGGCACGCGCCCGACUUGCGUGAGGACGAACCCGCGCGACGCAUCACACGGCCUGCUGAAUGCCAGUUUGGUAAACAAGCGAAAGAGUUAGGUUCCACAUGGUUCGCGGACCUGGGCCCUCCUUUCGGUGUGAUGUACUGCAUCAAAUGUGAGUGUAUGCCGGUACAAAAGAAACGUCGCGUGGUAGCUAAGGUCCAGUGUCGAAAUAUUAAGAAUGAGUGCCCUGAACCGUCUUGUGACACUCCGACUUUAUUGCCCGGGAGAUGCUGCAAGACAUGUCCAGGAGAUAUCAACUCACCAGACAUUGUACAAGAUGAUGGUCCUAUAUCUAUAAUAACCAACAAUGAAGAUGAAGAACUGAGUAUGAGACAUUUUGGGGCCUUAUUGACUGGUCGAUCUCCGCUGUGCAUCAGACGAGAUGAUAUGACGGGAGUUCCUGUGGCUCCAGGUGUGGCAACCGCAAGGUUUACUUUUCGACGUCGCCAUCUAUAUUGGUCUGUAAUAUUAGGAACGUCUGUUAACGUCCAGCCCCGUGCUUUGGCUUUUCUGGACAGAGGAGGACGCAUGCUCCUUGAACAUCCAAUAAAAAGAGCUGCAGGAAUACAUGCCACUUACGAGGAAAAAACUGAUAAGUUGUGUGGUGUCUGGCGUCGAGUGCCUCGCGACUACAAACGAAUACUGAGAGAAGGCUCUUUGUAUGUCGCCUUGAUUUGGGGUGACGAGCGUAACAAUUCUAUGGAAAGUGCAUUGAGUGGACGAAUAAAUAGAUAUCCAGCAUUAGCGACAGAAAUGUUCACGUCUUUGCUAGAACCGGAUCAUGUUCCAACAUCAUUUAGCAGUGGUCCAUGUGAUGAGUAUCGUGUACCGGGUAAAGAAGAGGGUUGGUGGGGAGGAACUGCUGUUGUAACUGGGGCAGCUGGUGCCGCUCCAAGUUUGCAUUUGGCGAUUGUAUACAAUGGUAUCUUCAUGCCUGCGGCGAGAGAUCAAUCAGUGAGAGUACUAUUGACACUGCCUGAGAGAAAUCAGACCAUUAUUGAUGAAGUCCAAAAGAUAAUUAAACCGGGGUACGAAUUAAAUGUUCUAGAAGUUUCCACACCUGUUUCCGCUGCGGAGUUACGUUCUUUAUCUCGUGGGAGACUACUAUUGUCAGUUGAAGCAAUGGGAACACCAGAUAGAAGAAUUUCUGGUAUUGUAAGACAGAGAGCUGCUUGUGAAGUCUUCCAUGCUCCGUUAAUGGCGGAAAGAUUACCAGCUACAUUGAUACCACAGGGAUUGGCCUUGGUUUAUAUUGAUAAAGAUGGAUCUCUUGUAUACGAUAUACAGGUAGAGAAUUUGAGUAUAAUCGACCCAAAGAUCACAUUGGUUGAAGAGCAAGGUAAACGUCAUUCACAAGUGGAGAUAUUAGAUACUAGAAUUGGAGUUCUAGCUCGACCCAGUGCCCGUAUCUUCCCUCCACUUUAUGAAGAUCAGCUUGCAGUCCAUAUUGGUUCUGAUACUGGUCCGCCAAUCCUGAGAGGUCGUUUACUGUCACGGCCACUGCCAGACGCAGCUAGUGAAGGGCCGUCAUUACUUCGGCGAACAGAUGCUCGAAUGCCACCAACUAUCAACCCAGUGGCUGGUCUUGCUUGGAUUGCUGUUGACGUUUUGUGCGGAUUAAAUUAUGAGGUUGUCAUAAAUGGUUACGGUGGGUCUUGGACUGCAUGGCUCGAAGGGAAUCCUAAUGGACCAAGAAUAUUACCUGGAAUAGAGGGUUCAAUUCUGGAACCAUCUCCUUCAGAACUACUGGCAUUGAAUUCUGGAUCAGCACAUCUUAAUAUACGAACUUCCGACAACGAUACUGAGUUUCUACGAACGCGGUUACCCCAGAUAAGCGUGCCACCUUCAUGUCUACCAGUAGGGUCGUAUUCUGACAAUGAGUUAAAUACCAACUACGCGCAAACACAUAUGAAUUCACCUCCACCAGACAAUUCGUUGUCUAACACGGCUUCUUGUUAUUAUGCCGGGAAGUCCUAUGAAGAUGGAUCACAGUGGAUGGCUGCAGAGUCAUGUCACAUGUGUGGGUGUGUUCAUGGCGCGCUUCGUUGUGACGCGGUACGAUGUCCCCCGGUCACCUGUGCUGUUCCCACUCUGCGUCCUCCAGGACAAUGCUGUCCAAUUUGCACCAACUCCACUAAAGCAGUAUGGAAUGAGUCUCAUGGUUGUCACCUCGCUGGACAGUACCAUGCACCCGGUUCCUCUUGGCAUCCUUACUUAGUACCUGGUGGUUACGACACAUGUGCGAUAUGUACGUGUGAGUUUGCAACACGACAAGUACGCUGUCCACGUGUUCGAUGUCCGCCUUUAAAAUGUGCUGAGAAGGAUGCCUACCGACCUGAUAAGAAGGCUUGUUGUAGAGUCUGUCCAGAAGUGAAAGCGAAGAAGACGGAAGAAGAUACACCAAAAGACCAAGGUACGCCGCGGACAGCUGAAGAGAUUUUAGCUGAAGGUGGAUGCAAGUUUCCAGAUGGUCCUUUGCCUAAUGGCAAAGAGGUUCAUCCAUCCAUACACUCCCAUGGCGAGCAGAGAUGCGUAACUUGCCGGUGCAAGGAUGGCGAAGUGACGUGCAUUCGUAAGAGAUGUUCACGGGCGGCGUGUGCACGGCGGCGACGAGGCGACGCGUGCUGCGCUUGCGCAAGACACCGCCGCCAGCGCGCCCCCCCUCCCCCGCCACCAAGUUGA